AUGCUAAACCUCCUCCGUCACCGCUCCUCGUCCGUGGAGGCGACGGACGCGGACAAGGGCGAGAACGCCCAGGUGGUGUACUCACUGGUGACCAGCCCUUUCUCAUUGGAGUCGUUCUUCAGCAUCGACCCCGCCUCUGGGCAGCUCACCACGCUGAAGAUGUUUAACCGAGACGAGCCGGACCAUGAGAAGGAGCUGCGUGUCAUCGUCAAGGCCAAUGACAAGGGCACGCCGUCGCUGGAGGGCACGUGCGCGUUCGUAGUUAAUGUGCGGGACGUGAACGACAACCCGCCCAUGUUCGACAAAGCGAACUACCAGGAGUCGAUCCCGCGUGACACGGAGCUGGAGGCGGCCGUGCUGCGGAUCUCGGCCACGGACGCCGACAGCGACGAGAAUGGCACGAUCGAGUACUUCGUCAGCCCGGCGCGGCCCGUCGACGGCGGCUUCUUCGGCGUCGAUCCGCGCACGGGGGUCAUCACGCUCACCCGCCGGCUCGACCAGGUGGAGAUCGACUACGAGUUCCGCCUGACGGCGGUGGCGCGGGAUCGUGGCAGCCCCUCGCUCUCGGCCGAGGUGCCCGUCGUCAUCACCGUCAAGGACUCGGACACGCGGCCGCCCACCUUCGUGGUCCGGCCCAACCAGACCUACUACCUGCCGGAGAGCUACCGCGACACGGAGGCGCCCAUCGCCCGCAUCAAGGCUGUCUCUAACUCGGCGGCUAGCCCGGCGAUCUACUACGACAUCGUGCACGGCUCCCAGGAGCAGACCAACCGCGACCGCACGUUCGUGGUGGAGGAGGACGGCGACGGUGGCGCCAUCAUCAAGUACGGCGGCAGCAGGCAACUGGACUACGAGCAGCUCAAGAGCUAUAAUAUCACCGUGCGCGCUUCGACGGACCAGCAAACCGGCGCCGAGGUGACCUUCCGGAUCGCGCUGCUCGACUCCAACGACGAGGUGCCCAUCUUCUACAGCACCGACCCGGUGACCGUGUCGGAGAACUCGGAGCCGGGCACCUACGUGGCCGUGACGACGGCCAUUGACCGAGACGGAACGCCGCCAAACAAUCAGGUGUCCUACCGGUUCGAGGAGAACUCGGAGGACAGUCGACUGUUCAGCAUCGACCCCGGCACAGGUCAGAUCUCGACCCGAGCCCGCUUCGACCGCGAGGACGCGUCCCGGCCAUCACCCUUCUACACGGUGACGGUGAUCGCCGAGGACGGCGCGCCGUCCGGCAUCCGGAACACAUCGCGGCCCAACCAGGUGAAGCAGCGCGUGACGGUGGAGAUCGGCGACGAGAAUGACAACGCGCCCACCUUCGACCCCAACCGGAUCUACGAGGCCACCAUCAAGGAGAACGCCAACAUCGGCGCCAACGUCAUCGAGGUGGUGGCCCGCGACCCGGACUCGGACUCCAAGAUCCAGUACCAGAUAACAGACGGGAACCACGGCGCAGCUUUCGACGUUGACACCGACACGGGCAUGGUCAAAGUGAAGAACAAGCUGGACUUCGAGAACGUGAAGGAGUACACAAUCUCGGUGACGGCCUCCGACGGCAAGUACGAGGCCACCCACCCGGUGAACAUCGACGUCACCAACGUCAACGACGUGGCGCCCGUGUUCAACCAGUCCGAGUACCGGCUGAAGAUGAGCGAAGGCCGCGCCUCCUCCGAGCCAAUCACCAAGGUCACGGCCACGGACAAGGAUCCGGAUGGUGAGGCGUCCAUUGUGUACAAGCUCUCCGGUCCGGGCAUCUUCCCCGACCGGCCCAAGGACGACGUCUUCAGCAUCAACGACGACGGCGAGGUGGUGGUGCUGAAGAUCCUGGACCGCGACGAGGACACUGGCGGCCGCGAAAUCUGGAAGCUGUCGGUGGUCGCCUGGGACAACGGUGGCAAUGGCCUCGGCUCGUCCGUGCCCUUCACGCUCACGCUCACGGACAUCAACGACAACGCGCCUUACCUGAUCCAGAGCAACAGUUCGCGGCCAGUAAUCAUGGAAAACAAGUCCCCGGAGGAUGUCGUCAUCCCAGUGGAAGCGGACGACUUUGACGACCACCAGAGGAACGGCCCGCCGUACACAUUCCAGCUCGACCCCAACGCCCCUGACGACAUCCGGCACAAAUUCAGCGUCAUUACCGUCGUCCAGGACAACCGUGCGGAGAUCCGGCCGCUGGUGACCUUCGACCGCGAGGAUCAGAAGUCGUACGCCAUCCCGGUGGUGGUGAGCGACAGCCAGUCGGCCUCUCCCGGCCCGCUCACCGGCACCAGCCUCUUCACCAUCAUCAUCGGCGACGAGAACGACAACGACAUGAAGGAAGGCACCAGUCGCAUCGAAGUCUUCAACUUCGAGGGGAAGAUGCCUGACACGGUGGUGGGCCGUGUAUUCGUGGAGGACCCGGACGACUGGGACCUGCCGGACAAGACCUUCUCCUGGCUGGACGGCCAGGACUACCGCCACUUCGAGCUCGACACGGAGACGGGCAGCAUCACCAUGCGAUACGGCACGCCAAACGGCUCCUACCCGCUCAAGUUUCAGGUGUACGACAAGAAGUUCCGCAGCACGGUAGACGCGUACGUGACGGUGGCGGUGCGCCUUCUGCCGCGGGAGGCCGUCAUCAAGUCGGGCUCGCUCCGUAUCAAGGGCGUCACGGCAGAGGAGUUCGUCUCGCGGCCGGACAGGGAGACGCCGUCGAUGCACGAGCGUCUGAUCGUCCAGCUGGCCCGGCUGUUCACCACCGCCCCGGAGAAUGUUGACCUGUUCGGCGUGCAGAACAACGACGCCGGCGGCGUGGACGUGCGCUACUCGGCGCACGGCUCGCCCUAUUACGACAGCGAACGCAUGGACGGCAUCGUGGCGCAGAACAAAAACAGGUGGGCGCUGGAGGAUUUGUUCGGCUUCGAGAUCGAGCAAGUGGGCAUCAAUGACUGCCUGUACGAGGCAACCUGCCAGGGCAGCUGCCACGCCGAGCUGAAGAUCUUCGACGACGAGGUGUACCGCGUCCAGACCAACACGUCGAGCAUCAUAGGUGUGAAGACGGAGCUGCAGUACCGCUGUGGCGAGUGCGAGGCCAAGAUGGAGCGCCAGAUCUGUCUACACGACGGCGGCUGGAAUGAGGCGCGGCAAAAGUGCGACUGCCCGGAAGGCUACCCUGGCCCCAACUGCCAGGGCGACACGAUCCACUUCGAGGGCACCGGCUACGCGUGGUUCCCGACGCUGACGGCGUGUAACGCGUCGCGGCUCAGCUUCGACCUGACCACGGCCGCCGACGAGGGCCUCGUCAUGUACAACGGGCCGCUGUCCGAGCCCCCCGACUUCGUGCAAGAUUUUUUCGCGGUGGACCUGUUGGAGGGUCGCCUGCGUGUGUUCAUGAACUACGGUACGGGAACGGUAGUGGCCAGUCCCGAGGUCAAGGUCGACGACGGGGUCAUCCAUCACGUGGACAUCACCUGGGACACAGAGACGGUACUGGUGCUGGUGGACAGCUGCGUGGGCGGCACCACCUGCCAGGCGUCGGUGGCGGCGCCUGCCGCGCCUGACGGCGAGAAGAACGCCUUCCUGAACGUGGUGACGCCCCUGCAGCUAGGCGGCUCGGCCGUGCCGCUGGACCGCGUGCAGGCCUUCAUGUCCUGGGAGACGGUGCCCGGCUGGGGCGGCUUCUCCGGCUGCCUCCAGAACAUGACCUUCCUCGACAGGGUGUUCGACCUGAGCGCGCCUGCUGAGGGGAAGGACUUCAGCCGUUACUGCUCGGAGGUGGUGAAGGCCAAGCCGGUCAUAGAGCCGACGUCUGGCUUUCUGGCCGUCAUUCUCGGCUGUGCGGGUAUCCUGCUGAUGCUCAUCAUCGCGGUGAUCAUGUACCGCCGACGGCACGUGCGAGCCCUCUACAAGGAGCCGACGGACGAGAUGCGGGACACCAUCAUCAACUAUGACGACGAGGGCGGCGGCGAGAAGGACCAGACGGCGUACGAUCUCAGCGUGCUGCAGGUGGCCAACGGCGUGCCCAAGGAGAACGGCCGGCCGGUGGGCCAGACGCCCGGCCAGCCGCCGUCCGUGCGCAGCUUCAUCGACGACAACAAGAACCAGAUGGACAAGGACGAGCAGGCCUGGCCGUCAGACGACGUCAGGAACUACGCCUACGAGGGCGGCGGCAGCUCGGCCGGCUCGCUCUCCUCGCUCAACUCGGGCACAGACGACAACGACCUCAACUUUGACAUCCUGAACGAGUUUGGUCCCCGCUUCCGCAAGCUGGCCGACAUGUACGGCGGUGGCGACGAGGACGAGGACGAGCCGGCGGCCGGCGGCCGGCCAUCGUCUCUCGCUGGCGAGUCCUGGUGCUAGCGGCGGCCCGCCACCCCGGCCUGAGCAGGUGCCGCAGAGGACGCGGCCCCGCCGGUGGCCGAGAGGGGCUGGGUCCGUGCUGGACACGUCGCGUGCCUGCGACGGUCGUCCGGCGCUCGUGGGUGGUUCCGCCCGUCCCCAGGGAGGACUGUCGGACGGCGGCAGCUGUGAGUCAAGCGAACAAAGGACCUUGGGUCUGCCUGCGUCUGCGGCUAUCUCGCCCGCGCCAGGCCUUUUGUGGCCGUCGACUGCCGGACACGGGAGACGCCUCGAGGCAGCGUGUGGGCCCAACCGCGGCCACUGUAGCGGCGAGAGGAGUGACGCACGGCGCAGGACCAAGACCAGCGCCGGACCGAAGCCAGCGGCGAAGUUGUGAUACCCGGACGUUGUCGUGCGUGGACAGCACGAGCGGCCGCGCCCGGAGGUGAACGCACGAGCGGGAUGCCCCACGCGGUGAGCCGCCGGCUAGCAGAUAUCAUUGCCACGGAGUACUUAAUCUAUUUUACGGUGCGGUUUGUGUGCGCGCGCGUGCGCGCGGUGCCCGCCAGCUACCGCGCGCCUAGUCAUGUGAACUGCGGACGGGCUGUCGGGACCACAACCAACCAACCAACCAACCAACCAACCAACCAACCAACCAAUCAAAGCUGUGAACCUGCGUGCUGGCGAGCGCGAGCGCGGCCGGGCGCAGAGGUGGGGUGCAGGGCGGCUGACGCCCGGCGGGGGCGCGGGCAGACGCCGGGCGGCGCUCGUCCAAGUGCCGGCGUUGCGAGUCGACGCCGUGUUUUGUAAUCCAUGUGAUUGGUGCAUCGGUGGCCGUAGCUAGCGGUGUUGCGUGUGCGGCGGCGGCGCGCCGGCCGUCGCGCGCGCGUGUCGCGGUGACCGGUGGCCGGCCCUCGGCCGGUUCGCACCAGGUUCGGAGUGGGGUGGACCGGAAGAGCGGAGGCAUUUUACGUGUAGGGUCUCCUGCCGAGAGGCGGGACGCGACCGCCCGAUGUGUGAUCGUCAGUGGGGAGCGGUCCAAGCUGAAUUGUCACUGUCACAUUCCACUUUUCUACAGCGGCGACGUCACGGUUGACUGUGCCUCGCCCCGCGGCUGUGGGCCGGGGCUUGCACGCUGGUGAUGAUGAUCUCAGUCCAGAUCUGGAGGUGCGUCCUGGAGCUGUCACUCGUGCAACUGUGCCCUCACUAGAGCCUCCUGCCCUGCCGGUCGCACUCUAGCCCGCCCGGGGCCGGUGUGUGGCUGUCUGUACCGAUGUCCCGCAUUUUCUCAGCACAGCGGGGAGUGGCCCGAGCGGUCGGGCGGUCUCUCUUCUCUUUUAUAUGUUUGAUAAGGUACCGACAGUGCCAUAACGCUGCUUCUUUUAAAUAAAAGUGC
Messenger RNA from Pollicipes pollicipes, 5710 nucleotides. Its product is annotated as DE-cadherin. The coding region runs from base 1 to 4335 and encodes 1444 amino acids. The transcript is spliced from 27 exons. NCBI's taxonomy places the organism in Eukaryota, Metazoa, Arthropoda, Thecostraca, Pollicipedomorpha, Pollicipedidae. Gene Ontology annotation, molecular function: cadherin binding; beta-catenin binding; calcium ion binding. The record is from RefSeq and is a predicted model, not a curated record. Gene Ontology annotation, cellular component: adherens junction; plasma membrane; catenin complex. Gene Ontology annotation, biological process: cell-cell junction assembly; homophilic cell-cell adhesion; calcium-dependent cell-cell adhesion.